GCCAUAGGGGGCGCUGCGCGGCGACGGCGCCUUUCUUAGUUCGAGGUCUUCGCUCGUUGGCGCGUCCUUUCCCAGCAUCCCCCGCGGCGGUAGCGGAGUCCAUCCCCGCUCGGUGACCUUCGCUCGCGGCCCGCGCGCUCCCGGCUCUAACGAUGGUGCAGACCAUGCUUCCAAAGUCAUUGAGAGCCAUGAAAUUCUACUUCACAACCGUAUACCAAGAAAUAUGGGUUGGUGUGGCAUUAACAGCUUAUGUCUAUUACAAAAUUUCAUAUGGUGGCAAAAAAGCAGUGGCAGAUAAGUCCUCUGGUGCUGGUCAUCAUUAAAGACCUCUUCUUGGAGUAUGAAUUUGGUGGUUCGUCAUCUUUUACUGUAAAUGAAGCAAGUUACAACCAUAGGGAAGUUAAUUCUAAAACUGUACCUGAUCCAUCUGCUGUAAUUAGAGACAGAAUAAACCCAUUGAGCAACAAGGAAUUAAACAUGUUGGACAAAGUAUGCUGGAGUGUAUUGUUAACCUAACUUUUAGAAUAAGCAUUUUUUGUUUUCUACAGUUCUUCCAAGUUCCAUGUGAAACUUUUUCAAUAGUACUUUGAAAAAGACCAAAUUUCUAUAACUAAAAUUCUUAAUAGAAUUAGCCAACAUUUCUUAAAAUAGUAUUAAGCCUUUUUUUUUUAAAUAUAUCUUUUUUGGCUAGAACUUUUGAAAUACUCCAUUUACUUUUAAAAUGUCAUUUAAUAAUACACCAAGUGUAAGGACUUAAUUCUCAGCUUUCUGUCAACUUGUGGUGCAAUAAUUAAGGGUACAAAAAGUUCUUUUUAAAACCUUACUUUUUUUUUUUUAAAGAGUUCUUAGUUCUGCAAAGUUGAAAAGCAAAAGCUGUAUUAUUACUAAAACACCAUGCAAAACGUUUACAGAGGUUUUUAAAAAGUAUAUUAUUGGCAAAUAUCUUUUUUUGUCCUUCAUAUUCAGCAGAGCUAAGGAAUUAUUCUGAAAGGCUCUUCCUUUAGUCACAAAUUUUGCAAAGGAGUAAGUAAUAACAUGCGCAUAUUGUAUGAGAAAAUUGAUAUUACAUGGGCCCUCAUCUGCCUUUUGAGCUUAUGAAAAUCUCAGAAUUUGAAGGGAAUAAUGAAAUCACGCACUGUGGCAGCAGUUAAUAUGAGCAUAAACAAACAUUUAACUGACUUCAGAGUUUUCCUUUUUCCUGAUAAUUUAGAAGUAAUAUAUGUAUUACUAGGAUGGGUCAUUAGUGGUUUUUGCAGAUAGCUGUUAAAGUAACUCCGUAGCUAGUAUUGUAUUUAGGAGACUCUAGGAACCUAUACUAUCUUACAAAAAUCAGUUUUCAGAACUGUACAUACUGAAUUCUGUACCAAAGAUACAUAGUGUAUAAAACCAAAUUUGGACUUCAUGUCAUGUUUUGUUUAAAUUUAGCCUAAUCUGCUUUUGAGAAGAUUAAGAGGCUUAAGUCAUUUUAAUGACUUAAUGCUUACGUACAUCUUUUUAACUACUUCACUGAAACAUCUUAAGUCUUUCAGCUUGAUUAAAGUUUUGCUUUUCAAUCUCUCUGA
Gymnogyps californianus (California condor) is the source of this 1562-nucleotide messenger RNA. RefSeq names its product ATP synthase membrane subunit j (gene ATP5MJ). Gene Ontology annotation, cellular component: mitochondrion. The transcript is spliced from 4 exons. The coding region runs from base 153 to 323 and encodes 56 amino acids. The record is from RefSeq and is a predicted model, not a curated record. Lineage: Eukaryota; Metazoa; Chordata; Aves; Accipitriformes; Cathartidae.